Cutaneotrichosporon cavernicola is the source of this 891-nucleotide messenger RNA. RefSeq lists its product as uncharacterized. Gene Ontology annotation, cellular component: cytoplasm. The transcript is spliced from 4 exons. Gene Ontology annotation, molecular function: oxidoreductase activity, acting on the CH-OH group of donors, NAD or NADP as acceptor. The coding region runs from base 1 to 891 and encodes 296 amino acids. The record is from RefSeq and is a predicted model, not a curated record. Lineage: Eukaryota; Fungi; Basidiomycota; Tremellomycetes; Trichosporonales; Trichosporonaceae.
AUGCCCGCCAUCUCUACUGCCCAGUGCUAUGCCAACGCCGCGGCUUUCAAGGGCCGCACCGUCGUAAUCACGGGUGCCGGGUCCGGCUUUGGCCGCGCUACGGCCAUCGACUUUGCCAAGAACGGGGCACGCGUCGUCCUCGGCGAUGUUGACGCGAAGGGGAUGGGCGAGACAGUUGCCCAGAUCGAGCGCGUUCACGGCAGCAACGCGGUUGUAUCGCGCCACUGCGACGUCACGAGCUGGGAUGACCAGGUUGCGCUUUUCGCGGCGGGCGCCAAGGCGUUCGGUAGCAUCGACAUUGUCCUCCCCAACGCAGGCAUCAACGAGAUUGGCCGCUUCGACCCCCGUGAAGACGGCGACGCGACCAAGCUCACCAAGCCAAACCUCAAGACGCUCGACGUCGACCUCACAGGCGUGCUCUACACAACGCGCAUUGCGCUGUGGUACUUUAUCAACGACAAGCGUUCAGACCCUGGGCUGCGCGCGAUCAUCUUCACCGGUUCCAUGUCGACGUUCUACGGCUCCGAGGGUGUCAUGUACGGCGCAGCCAAGGCGGGCAUCCUCGGCAUCCAGAAGGGCAUUGACAAGGUCUGCCGCGAGCUCAACGUCCGUGUUGGCACCAUCUGCCCCUACUUCUCGAAGACAGCCAUCCUCACCUCUGACUUUGUGCACCCCGUUCCGAAGCUCGGGUACGCCAAGGUCGAGGACGUCGUCGCCGCUUUCGUAGCGGCCAUCACUGAUACGGACCCCAAGACCAACUUUGGUUGCUACCUCAUCCCAGACCAGUGGGGCGUGUACCGCAUGAACUCGCAGGGGCAGUUCGUCGGUGCUGAGGGGGCGCGUCGCAGCAGAGAGGAGAUGAAGGCGCUGAUGAGCAAGGGCAAGCUCUAG